This is a messenger RNA of Meira miltonrushii, 1500 nucleotides long. RefSeq lists its product as uncharacterized. The coding region runs from base 1 to 1500 and encodes 499 amino acids. Lineage: Eukaryota; Fungi; Basidiomycota; Exobasidiomycetes; Exobasidiales; Brachybasidiaceae. The record is from RefSeq and is a predicted model, not a curated record. The transcript is spliced from 10 exons.
AUGUUCAAGUGUCUUCCGCCACAUAAGUCUUCGACGCGUCUUACAGAGGCGGUAGAUAGGGCGUUGAAUGCUUUUGCACGCCUUUCGAAUGGCUAUCCACACUUGCCAAUGAGUCUUGCGCUUAUGGAGGAUAACUCUGUUUGUGAUAUUUUGCAAUCUGGCAUCGAGACCGCGAAAUUCUUUUUCCACACUUUGUCAGAUUUUGCAGCGUCAUUUCUCAACCGUGUUUUGAGAGGAGAGACUUUGUCUCUUUCGAUGCGAGAGAAAGCCGAAGUUAAGGCCUACAACAGGCAGUUUCCAACUAAAGAAGCAUUCUUGGAAUUUCGGGCCGGUUUUGGUAUGCCACUGGUCAGCUUCAUUGGUUACAACUUCACCCCUUGUAUGGAGAGACCGGAACGCUUGAACCAAUACGCAGAAAAUGUUGCAAACCCCACCCUUUCGCCAAUGCUACUUGAACUCCGCAAUUUGUAUCUUCGAUACGGUUUGACCUGCUCCCGCAAGCAAGACCACGUAAGUAUUUUGGUGAUCACCGAAUAUCGCGCUCUUGCUGCACGGAAUGAAGAUCAAAAAAAGGAGAUCGAGCAAGACUACCGCCACAAACAUGCUGCAUAUAUGAUAGAGGUCGUAAGAUUGCUAAAGAAAGGAUGCCAAUAUUUUUCGACUUCUAGCGAGUACCAGUUGAGGCUGGUGGAUAACAACCAAUUUGGACAACUUCCCAUUACCACGAAAACAAAUGGAAAACAUAUUAAAGGUAAAAAACUCGAACUUUUAGAAGAAAGGCAAAUAGACAAGAUUAAAGCUAAUAAAGCUAUGAAUGACAUCCGCUUGCAGGCAGCAAAUGUCAGUAACGAUAGAGAUCCAGAUUCAAAGUUCGAAACUGUUUUCCAUCGAAGAAAAUGGCAAGUGCGUUUGGCAGAAAGGUUGCUUCAUUGCUGCUCUAGCAAGGAAGCUGACAGACGUUUUACCAUUCUGAGAGAUCAGCAGAAAGUGUCGUCAUGCAUUGUGACUCAAAACAGCGAUUACAGAGAGUUGAUCGAGGGCGAUCUUCCGAUUUCAGUACAGGGCAAGACUGUCGCUGUGCGUCCAAAGAAUGAGGAGGAAAUCACAGUUCCGGUGUCACCGCAGACAAGAAAGCACUUAGAACAAAAUAAAGGGAAGAAAGAAUUUUAUUUUAACAAGCUUGUAUUCGGCUCUUCCUGCCCUUUGUGGGAUGGUACUAGCUUCUCAGCAGAGGUAAGCGCCCCUCUCAAAGGAGUGGGCAUGUCGCUAUAUUCCACUACUUUGAAUACAUGGGUUCCAAUAUCAGCGAAUUUUCGCUUUAGAGAGGUCGUCUCGCGUUUCACUGUAUUUGCUGGCCAAGCAGCCAUUAUCGCAAGACAAUCGCGCACGUUUGACAACGACCAUAAAGCUCCAAACCAUACUUCCGAGGCUAAAUCAGACGAUGAAGAAGAUGUUCCAGAAUGCCAAAUUUCCAAAAGAACUUUACCCUUAAAAGGAUAA